Messenger RNA from Fusarium pseudograminearum CS3096, 915 nucleotides. RefSeq lists its product as uncharacterized. Bases 1 to 915 code for a protein of 304 amino acids. Gene Ontology annotation, biological process: dephosphorylation. Gene Ontology annotation, cellular component: cytoplasm. NCBI's taxonomy places the organism in Eukaryota, Fungi, Ascomycota, Sordariomycetes, Hypocreales, Nectriaceae. The transcript has 3 exons. The record is from RefSeq and is a predicted model, not a curated record. Gene Ontology annotation, molecular function: inositol diphosphate tetrakisphosphate diphosphatase activity; phosphatase activity.
AUGAUCAAUAGCAUGGCUUCGAAGCGCAAUUCGCGAGCCUUCGUAGACGACCACGCACACCCCACAGAGGGCCAGCAAACGCCCAACAACACGCAAUUUCGAUCAAGACAAGGCUCUCGCAGCGCCUCCAAAGAAGACAUGAAGCAAGAAGUCGAGGAAGUUAUCUCAAGUAUGAACCGCUCCCAGAGCGCCACCGCUAUCGCAAUGGAACCCUCUCUAUCAACACAAAGCAGCGACAGUGACUCACGCUCUUCAUCCAUAUCACGAGGCGGCCGAGUCCAAUCAUCCGAGCACGUUGCAUCUCUCGACGGCCGACCUUUCAACUUUGGAAUUGUGAUUCCCGGCGUUUACCGAAGCAGCUUUCCCAAGUCACACGAUUUCGGUUACAUCAAGGGCUUGGGAUUGAAGACCAUUGUCUCACUUGUCAAGAAGGAUGACCUUGACCACGAUCUCGAAACUUUCAUCACCAGCGAGGGUAUUCGACAAGUCGUCUUCAAUAUGAAGGGUACCAAGAAGGAGGCCAUCCCACUCGACACCAUGAAGGGUAUUCUCAACGUCGUUCUCGACCAAUCAAAUUACCCUCUUCUCAUCCACUGCAACCAUGGAAAGCACCGAACUGGUUGUGUUGUUGGUGUCGUCCGCAAGAUCACCGGCUGGGACGUCGCGAGGGUUGUCGCCGAGUACAACACCUAUGCCGAGCCCAAGGCUCGCGAAGUCGAUGUCACAUACCUCCAGGGCUUCGAAGUCUCAAGUCUGGUCCUCUCCAACACACUGCAACGAGAGAUUUGCUCAAGACGCAACCGACUACAAUCGCGCACCUUCUUUCGGGCCAUCGUCUUCUCCACAUGUGUAAUGCUUGUGUGGUUCAUGUCUGGAGUGAGGAUGACCAACGUUACCCCAUCAGGUCCUCUCUGA